GUGCACAUUUAAAGGGUCGGGGUCAGCUGACGGCUCGCCGCCGGUAACCAGUUCGGGGGGACACGCAUCGGGAAGCAAUGGUGGGGGCACAGCCGAGCAGACCCCGGGCACCGCUGAGCUGCUGGGCGCGCCGUCGGGGUCAGGUGCUCGCAGCGAUCUUCCUGCUGCUGGUGGCGGUGGCGGGGUCCGAGGCCAGGGUGGAAGAUGACUUCAGUCUGGUGCAGCCGCUGGUGACCAUGGAGCAGCUGCUGUGGGUGAGCGGGAAGCAGAUCGGCUCGGUGGACACUUUCCGCAUUCCGCUCAUCACAGCCACCCCUCGGGGCACGCUGCUCGCCUUCGCCGAGGCCAGGAAAAAGUCUGCGUCCGACGAGGGGGCCAAGUUCAUCGCCAUGAGGAGGUCCACGGACCAGGGUAGCACAUGGUCCUCUACAGCCUUCAUUGUAGACGACGGGGAGACCUCGGAUGGGCUGAACCUGGGGGCCGUGGUCAACGAUGUUCACACAGGAGUGGUGUUCCUCAUCUACACCCUCUGUGCCCACAAGGUCAACUGCCAGGUGGCCUCCACCAUGCUGGUAUGGAGUAAGGAUGACGGCAUUUCCUGGAGCCCACCCCGGAACCUCUCCGAGGAUAUUGGCACCGAGAUGUUUGCCCCUGGACCAGGCUCUGGCAUUCAGAAACAGCGGGAGCCUCACAAGGGCCGACUCAUCGUGUGUGGACAUGGGACGCUGGAGAGAGAUGGCGUCUUCUGCCUCCUCAGUGAUGAUCACGGUGCCUCCUGGCACUACGGGACCGGAGUGAGCGGCAUCCCCUUCGGCCAGCCCAAACACGAGCACGAUUUCAACCCCGACGAAUGCCAGCCCUACGAGCUUCCAGAUGGCUCCGUCAUCAUCAAUGCCCGGAACCAGAACAACUACCACUGCCGCUGCAGGAUCGUGCUCCGCAGCUACGAUGCCUGUGAUACCCUCCGGCCCAGGGAUGUGACCUUCGACCCCGAGCUGGUGGACCCAGUGGUGGCAGCAGGAGCAGUAGCCACCAGCUCAGGCAUUGUCUUCUUCUCCAAUCCAGCCCAUCCCGAGUUCCGAGUGAACCUGACCCUGCGCUGGAGCUUCAGCAAUGGUACAUCCUGGCAGAAGGAGAAAGUCCAGGUGUGGCCAGGGCCCAGCGGCUACUCGUCCCUGACAACGCUGGAAAACAGCACGGACGGAGAACAGCAGCCCCCGCAGCUGUUCGUUCUGUAUGAGAAAGGCCUGAACCGGUACACGGAGAGCAUCUCCAUGGUCAAAGUCAGCAUCUACGGGACGCUCUGAGCCCUGGACUCCGACCUCACGGCUGGCUCUCCCUCCCGGGGUCUGCAGAGGGGGCCUGAAACACAGCUCUUCCUCCGUUUGCAGAAGCAACUUCUCUUUGACAGGGAAGUCACUGGGUUAUGACAUAACGGCUCAGCUUCCUCUCCCCCAGGCAGGAAGUCCCUCCAGCACCAGGAGCACUUUCCAGAAAGCUGGGGACAGCCCCACGCGCUCUCUCAGGACAAGGCAGGGACAGCAUGGGCGCGGGGGUGUUCCCUGGAGUGAUGACUAAAUGUGAACCCCGGGAACUGGGAAGGCCAGCGUCCUCCUGGGGUUUGGACUUAAAGAGGAUUCCAGGAAGAACCCGGGGCAGAAUGGCCUUUCAGAGUAAGGGGUAGGCGCACACACACAACCUUGAUUAUUUAUAAAUCAAAAUAUUUGUAACUUAAAAUUUUUAAUGAAGGAGAUAAAGCGUU
Molecule: messenger RNA, 1762 nt
Organism: Microtus oregoni (creeping vole)
Lineage: Eukaryota; Metazoa; Chordata; Mammalia; Rodentia; Cricetidae
Gene: Neu1
Product: neuraminidase 1
Exons: 6
Coding region: 78-1307 (409 amino acids)
Biological process (GO): ganglioside catabolic process; oligosaccharide catabolic process
Cellular component (GO): membrane; cytoplasm; lysosome
Molecular function (GO): exo-alpha-sialidase activity
Source: RefSeq, a predicted model, not a curated record